AAAUCCAUUGAACGCUAUCGACUUAAUUUCGAAGUUGGGUUAGAUAGGACGCGAUACAACAUUAUUAGAGCUAUUUUGUAUAGCCAAUCCAUUCGAUGAACAUGAAGUGUUCCGUUAUACUGCUGGCAUUUACCGUAAGCUACGCCUCGGGCAUAAGCAACAGGUCCUUUCCCGCCGAUUUCAAGUUUGGCGUGACGACAGCAGCGUAUCAGAUAGAAGGGGGCUGGAAUGAAGACGGGAAAGGGGAGAGCCUGUGGGACUGGUACACCCACACCUAUCCGGACCGUAUACAGGGCGGCACUAAUGCCGACGUCACUUGCGACUCGUAUCACAAAUAUAAGGAAGACAUUGAAAUUUUGAAGGACCUCGGAGUGAAUUUCUACAGAUUAUCGAUCGCGUGGAGCAGGAUCCUUCCCGAAGGGACAGUGAACCACGUCAAUCAAGCGGGAGUUGACUACUAUCGCACCGUUUUUCAGCUUCUCAUCGACAAUGGAAUCGUACCUGUCGUGACACUGUACCACUGGGACGUUCCACUCACCCUAUCAGAGAUCGGAGGCUGGACCAAUCCUCUAUUGGUCGACUACUUCGCUGAUUACGCCAGGCUAGCUUUUGAAUUAUUCGGGGAUCAGGUGAAACAAUGGCACACCUUCAACGAACCCCAGAGCUUUUGCAUGUUGUCGUAUCAAGGACCUCUACGUAAAGCUCCCGGCUAUGAUCUCCCAGCCGAAGCAGUCUACCAAUGCAACUACGUGGUGUUGAAAGCUCACGCCAAAGCUUACCACAUUUACGAUGACGAGUUUAGACAGAAGCAACAAGGAAAUAUUUCCAUUGUACUGGUAGCCCACUGGAAAGAACCUGCGAGCGACAGCGAUGCCGACAAGGAAGGACAAAAUUUAGCUCUUCAGUUUGAGAUGGGACUGCUGGCGAAUCCUAUCUUUAAUGGAAACUGGCCUCAGGUAGCCAUCGAUAGGGUGGCGGAAAGGAGCAAACUCGAGGGCUACCCCAGAUCGAGACUGCCCGAAUUCACCCAGGAAGAAAUUGACUACAUUAAGGGAACGGCCGAUUACUUUGGCCUCAAUCAUUACACAACGGAAUUGGUCUCGUUCGCCUACAACGUUACGAAUGUCACCGAGUAUCCGAGCUUCGACGCUGACAGGGGAGUGUUACGGACCACCGAUCCCAGCUGGCCUCAAUCGAACAUGACUUGGUUACGGUCAGUGCCCUGGGGAUUCAGAAAAAUGCUCAACUGGAUCGACCAGAGCUACGGACAUCCCGCUAUUCUAGUAACCGAAAAUGGUUGGGCCGACGACGGGACCAGUCGAGAGGACCCCCAGCGUAUAUCUUACAUACAAGAUUACUUAACCGCACUUUUGGAAGCGAUAUAUGAUGAUGGCGUCAACGUGAUCGGAUAUUCCCAGUGGAGCAUCUACGAUAAUUUCGAGUGGUUAUCUGGCUACAUGGCCAAAUUUGGAUUGGUGUACGUCGACUUCAGCAGUCCAAACAGAACGAGGACGCCCAAAUCAUCGUAUUACUACUAUCAGAAAAUUAUAAAAACCAAAUGUUUGGUCGAUACGUGCGAUGCAGCUUAACAAUUUUUGAUUAGGCUACA
Cylas formicarius (sweet potato weevil) is the source of this 1609-nucleotide messenger RNA. RefSeq names its product myrosinase 1-like. Gene Ontology annotation, biological process: carbohydrate metabolic process. The transcript is spliced from 8 exons. Bases 96 to 1589 code for a protein of 497 amino acids. Gene Ontology annotation, molecular function: beta-glucosidase activity. The record is from RefSeq and is a predicted model, not a curated record. Lineage: Eukaryota; Metazoa; Arthropoda; Insecta; Coleoptera; Brentidae.